AUGGAGUUACCGCCUAAUACUUGUGUUGAAUGUGAAGAAGCUCUUAAUGCCUAUUUAUGGUGUUGCCCAUGUCAAAUGGAAAGGCAUAAGCAAAAUUUUAAAAAUUGGUCUAGCGGCAACAUUAAAAUUGAUUUGCUUAUUCAAAGUACUCAAUUAAACGCAACUAAAAGUAUGAAUUCUCAAACUUUAAGUGAAAAAUAUUUUGAUAAUAUCCUUAAACAUCAUCAGUAUCUAUAUGAUGAUUCGGUAGCUGAUUUUUUUGGCAUAUCACAAGAUCCUACGGGUUGCUUCGUUUUCGUUAUGAGAUUAUAUGAUGAAAACUUGUAUCAUUAUAUUGAUAACGCUAUGGAAACUAUUCGUUGGGAACAUACGAUUUUUAUGCUUCAAGAAAUAAUAGAUGGGCUUAAGCGAAUACAUAAAAAUGGUCUAUAUCAUGGCAAUCUUCACGGUGUAGAAAUAAGUAAUAAUCUGAACAAUUGGAUAACAUCUAUACGAAAUAAUCCAAAUUCAACCACUUCAAGACAAUUUCGCGAAGCUAACGGAGAAAGGUCAAUAUUCGAACGUCGAACUAUUAAUUCUGAUGCAAUAUAUAAUA
Molecule: messenger RNA, 595 nt
Organism: Scutellospora calospora
Lineage: Eukaryota; Fungi; Glomeromycota; Glomeromycetes; Diversisporales; Gigasporaceae
Source: the annotation of a GenBank genome assembly